Molecule: messenger RNA, 1538 nt
Organism: Phragmites australis (common reed)
Lineage: Eukaryota; Viridiplantae; Streptophyta; Magnoliopsida; Poales; Poaceae
Product: E3 ubiquitin-protein ligase At1g63170-like
Exons: 5
Coding region: 75-1208 (377 amino acids)
Source: RefSeq, a predicted model, not a curated record
CUACUCCACUUCCCAGUUCCCGUCCCUUUCAGCUGGGGAGAAAGGUUCCCCGCAAUCUCGCUAGGGUUGCCACGAUGGCGACACCGCGUUCCCCGAGCUCCCGAGGCGACGCCCCCAUGGACUCGGCGCCUCUCCUAGGAGGCGGUGGCCAGCGUCGCAGGGGCGUGCUCCGGGGUGCGGCGCGGCUGCUGCGGCGGGGCGGGCGCCGGGCAAUGCGGGAGCCGUCGCUGCGUGUGCGGGAGGCCGCAGCGGAGGAGCUGGAGGAGCGGCAGGCCGACUGGGCCUACUCCCGCCCCGUAGUGGCGCUCGACCUCCUCUGGAACCUCGCCUUCAUCCUCGUCUCCGCCGUCGUGCUCGUGCUCAGCCACGACGAGAGCCUGUCCAUGCCGCUCCGCCUCUGGAUCGCCGGGUACGCCGCCCAGUGCGCCGUCCACAUGGUCUGCGUCGCCAUCGAGUAUCGUAUGCGCCACGGCCAUCGUGGCGGGGCCAUAAUGGCCGCCGACGAUGAGAUCGGAAGUGGCGCAUCGUCCUCAUCCAGUGACGACGACGACGGCGAGCGCGGCUCCCGUGGUCUCAGUGGCGACUUCGUCAGUAUAGCAAAACAUCUGGAGUCUGCUAACACAAUGUUCUCGUUCAUAUGGUGGAUAAUUGGAUUUUACUGGGUGUCUGCUGGCGGAGAAGUUCUUACCCGUGACGCGCCUCAACUUUACUGGCACACAAAUUUUGUCUGCAGGCUUUGCAUCAUCUUCCUGGCAUUUGAUGUCUUCUUUGUCGUCUUUUGUGUUGCUUUGGCUUGCAUUAUUGGUAUUGCUGUUUGUUGCUGCCUUCCUUGUAUCAUAGCAAUUUUAUAUGCAGUGUCUGAUCAGGAGGGAGCAUCUGAAGAUGACAUUCGCCAAAUUCCGAAAUACAAAUUCCAGAGGGUGGAAGAGCCUGAAAAGCAGUCUGUCAGUGUGACUGGAUCUUCUGGUGGACUAAUGAUAGAAUGUGGCACCAACCAACCUAUUGAAAAAGUACUUGCAGCUGAAGAUGCGGAGUGCUGCAUUUGCCUUUCGUCAUAUGAUGAUGGUGCAGAGCUCCGUGAACUCCCCUGUGGGCACCAUUUUCACUGUGCCUGCAUUGAUAAGUGGCUGCACAUCAACGCUACAUGCCCCCUAUGCAAGUACAAUGUUCGCAAAAACACCAGCAGCAGUGGCAGCGAAGAAGUAUAAAUCUCCAUGUGAGAAUACCGAGCAUUCGUAUCCAUCCUUAGAGUUCUGUGGCUGGUGAUCAUCCCAAAAUCCUGUGAGCGUGCAUCUUUGCUAAUAUAGUUAAAAAAAAAUGAGCCAUGUAAUUUUUUGUAUUCUUAUGCCCAUAGUGAUAAUCUUGUCAAAAUUGCUCUUGCCAUCGUGUAUGCAUUCAUAUCGUUUCUCCAUUUCAUUGUAGCAUAUACGUUCGUGUCUUUUGGAGCACCUAUUGAACUGCACCCAUAGUUUCCCUGCUUGUUUGUGUAGUCUACUAGUGUUUUAAUAAUAAUACUAGCAAGGCAAAAUUUCGCUUGA